AUGGCGUCGAGUAUUGAGCAGUCUCCCUUCUUCCAGCAGCAGAAGGCCAAGGGCGAAAUCGUCGUCAAGGACCCUCCCAAGUUCGACCUGGAGUCGUAUAUCGCUAACUACACUGGUUAUACGCGAAUCGAUCGCUUGUAUCACAUUGGUGCCCACUCCCCAUACCUUGCUGUCGAUGCAUAUCGCCUGGCUAUUGCCGAAACAAAAAAAGGUAAGAACGUCGGGUUGUAUACAAAAUUAGUCGAAGAUUUCAGCAGCAUUGCUCCAGAUGACUCUGCUGCCUUGGUGGACACAACUUGGGCGGAGAAGAAGACACGGGAAGUCCGUGAGGAGCAUGACAGGUUGGAGCACGAGUUGAAGUCGUAUAAGAACAACCUGAUCAAGGAGAGCAUACGGAUGGGCAAUGAGGACCUCGGCCACUUCUACUAUGACAUUGGCGACUUCUCCAAUGCACAGAAGGCAUACAUGAAGAUGCGCGAGCAUUGCACCUCACCGAAACACCUCGCCGAUAUGACCCUCCGCCUCGUGUUCGUCAGCAUUGCACAAAAGUCAUGGACAAACGUACUGGCAAACCUAGCAAAGUCAGAGGCCACGCAGGUCAAGGGUGAAGAGAAAGCCAAGCUGGAACCCAUCAUAUCUGCAUGCAGCGGCCUAUGUCACAUGGCAAUGGGCAACUUUAGGGAGGCCGCAACGGCUUUUCUCAACACUUCGGCAGCGUACCUGACUGCGGAGCCCGCAGCAUACAUCAAGUGGCAGAAGGAGGUUAUUUCACCAAAUGACGUGGCAGUCUACGGUGGUCUCUGCGCUCUGGCAUACAUGGAUCGCAGCGACCUGCAAAGCAAAGUUCUCGCAAACACUGAAUUCCGCAAUUUCUUGGAACUCGAACCGCACAUCCGCCGCGCCAUCAACCUCUUCUGCAACUCCAAGUACAGUGCUUGUCUCGAAGUACUCGAAGGCUACCGUAACGACUAUCUCCUCGACGUGUAUCUUUCCAAGAUUCUGAAGACAAUCUACAGUCGCAUCCGGAACAAGAGUAUUGUGCAAUACUUCAUUCCUUUCAGCUGUGUCACGCUCGACGAAAUGGCUUCGAAAUUCCCUGCAGCUGAAGGCAGAACGAUUGAAGAAGAUUUGGAAGAAAUGAUCAAGAACCACCAACUGGAUGCACGGAUAGAUCUUGUCGACCGCUUACUCAUUUGCCCCCCAAGAGACCCUCGCCACGAAGUACAAGAAGAGGCGCUCAAGAUGGCAGAGUCGUACGACCAUACCCUUCGCCUUCGAUUGACACGGCUGAACAUGUUGGCAGCCGGAUUGGAAGUUCAGCCAAACAAGACAAACGACAAGUCAGCUUCUAUGGGCAGUGGCAUUGGCGAUACGUUCCGGGGUCUGGGUUCCAAGAUUGGCUUCUAG
Molecule: messenger RNA, 1407 nt
Organism: Bipolaris maydis ATCC 48331
Lineage: Eukaryota; Fungi; Ascomycota; Dothideomycetes; Pleosporales; Pleosporaceae
Product: 26S proteasome subunit RPN7-domain-containing protein
Cellular component (GO): COP9 signalosome
Source: RefSeq, a predicted model, not a curated record